This is a messenger RNA of Fulvia fulva, 1659 nucleotides long. RefSeq names its product Inosine-5'-monophosphate dehydrogenase. The transcript has 2 exons. The record is from RefSeq and is a predicted model, not a curated record. NCBI's taxonomy places the organism in Eukaryota, Fungi, Ascomycota, Dothideomycetes, Mycosphaerellales, Mycosphaerellaceae. The coding region runs from base 1 to 1659 and encodes 552 amino acids. Gene Ontology annotation, biological process: GTP biosynthetic process. Gene Ontology annotation, cellular component: cytoplasm. Gene Ontology annotation, molecular function: IMP dehydrogenase activity.
AUGUCGCCAUCCGCGAACGCGACCACGAACGGCUCCGCGAAUGGCUCUCGCGGUGAAGAACAUGUCGAGGACGCAUCACGUGCGCUCGAGUUGAUCAAGCAAUAUGGCUCAAAGGGCGGCAUUGCUGUGCAGGACCUCAUGGAUCCGAAGAAGAUGGGAGGUCUCACAUACAACGAUUUCCUCCUGCUCCCAGGCUACAUUGGCUUCCCAGCCAGCGACGUCGACCUGACCUCGAAGCUUACACGGAACAUCACCCUCAAGACGCCUUUUACGUCAUCUCCUAUGGACACAGUGACCGAACAUAACAUGGCGAUUCACAUGGCACUCCUGGGUGGCGUCGGUGUCGUUCACCACAACUGCUCGAUCGAAGACCAGGCAGGCAUGAUCCGCAAGGUUAAGAGAUUCGAGAACGGCUUCAUCACGGACCCAGUCGUCAUCUCACCCAAGACUACAGUCGCCGAGGCGAUUGCGCUCAAGGAGAAAUGGGGAUUUGGCGGCUUCCCUGUCACUGAGGAUGGCCAGCUGCGAAGCAAGCUUAUUGGCAUUGUUACUCCUCGAGACACCCAAUUCGUCUCCGAACACAACACGCCAGUCACCGAAAUCAUGUCGACCGACCUAGUUACCGCAAGUGAGGGUGUAAGCCUGCAGGAGGCCAACACAAUCCUCAGCAAGAGUAAGAAGGGUAAGCUCCCGAUCGUGGACGGACAAGGCAACCUCAUUUCUCUGCUCAGCCGCAGCGAUCUGAUGAAGAACCUCAACUACCCACUCGCGUCCAAGGUACCAGGAACAAAGCAGCUGCUCUCAGCUGCUGCGAUUGGCACUCGGCCAGUGGACAAGGAAAGAUUGGCUGCGCUCGCAGAAGCAGGCUUGGAUGUGGUGAUCCUUGACUCCAGCCAAGGCAACUCCAUGUAUCAGAUCGAGAUGAUCCGGUGGAUCAAGCAGAACUACCCACGAAUGGAAGUCAUUGGUGGCAACGUGGUCACUCGUGAUCAGGCCGCCUCCCUCAUCGCAGCUGGCGUGGACGGUCUCCGUAUCGGCAUGGGGGCCGGCUCUGCUUGUAUUACCCAGGAAGUCAUGGCUGUCGGUCGACCACAGGCAACUUCGGUCUACGAGGUGACAGAGUUCGCUUCCAAGUUCGGCGUGCCAUGCAUUGCCGAUGGUGGUAUUCAGAACGUCGGUCACAUCGUUAAGGCUCUUGCACUUGGUGCCAGCACGAUUAUGAUGGGUGGUCUGCUCGCCGCCACGACAGAGUCGCCCGGUGCAUACCUUGUCGGUCCAGACGGCCAGCUCCGCAAGACAUACCGAGGUAUGGGCUCCAUCGACGCUAUGGAGGACAAGAAGGCCGGUGGUGUCGGUGACAAGAGCAACAACACCGCCAAGAACGCAGGCACAGCUCGGUACUUCUCGGAAGGCGACAAGGUCUUGGUUGCACAGGGUGUCUCCGGGUCAGUGCUUGAUCGUGGCAGCGUCACAAAGUUCCUGCCAUACCUCUCGGCCGGUGUGCAGCAUUCACUCCAGGACGUAGGCGUCGACAGCCUCGAGAAGCUGCAGCUUGGCGUUCGAGCAGGCGACGUGCGAUUCGAAUUCCGAACAGCCAGCGCGCAAGCAGAGGGCAACGUGCACGGCAUGAGCAACGUUGAGAAGAAGCUUUACUCAUAA